This is a messenger RNA of Zea mays, 976 nucleotides long. RefSeq lists its product as uncharacterized. NCBI's taxonomy places the organism in Eukaryota, Viridiplantae, Streptophyta, Magnoliopsida, Poales, Poaceae. The transcript is spliced from 2 exons. The record is from RefSeq and is marked validated. Bases 277 to 966 code for a protein of 229 amino acids.
UCAUUGCACAUCUUGUCCUCAUACCUCUCCUUUCCAACACCUAAUUAAUGGCGCGCCCAUACGUGCCUGAUGCUGGCUCCAAACCCCGACCCUUUUCAUCCCUCCCUCCCUCCCUCGUCGUCUCCUGACUUUGCUCGCCGGCCGCCCCGCCCACACCCUCCUCCUGCGCUACCACUGUCAGCAAGUGCACACCCUUCGAGGACAGCUGCUGUCGCCGCCAAGGCCGCAACCGGCCGUCGCUCCAUGCUGCGGUAGAAUUUAGAAACGAGAAGGGAGAUGGCGGCCGAGGCGCUGGGGUUCAUGGCGCGGGGAGCCAACGGUGGGAGGGCGGCGGAGCUCGUCACAAGGGACUUUCUCGGCGGGUGCGCCGCCACCGGCGACGCCAGGGACGCGUCCGCCAGGAAUGGCACCGUGCCCGGGAGGGUGCCUCAGCAGAAGCACGCGUGCCCGCCAACGCCGAUGGACCUCAACCUGUUCCCGAUCGCGGCGGCGACGAAGCCCUGCGCCCUGACGCCGUCGCCGUCGCCGUCGCCAGCGCCAGCGCCAGCCUCCGCGGGCGGCGCCGGCGCCGGCGCCACGACGACGUACCGCAGCGUGUGCACCAUCGAGAAGGUGAAGACGGCCCUGGAGCGGUUCGAGCGCGGCAGGCAGCAACAGCCCUCCCAUCCGCACCACAACCACCCCCAGCAGCAGCAGCAGCACAGCGGCGCGGGCGCCUCCCCGUCGUCGUCGACCGUGACCACGUCCUCCGUGAAGCGGCGCGGCGGCGGCGUGGAGCAGGGCGACGACUGCGACUCGCCCUCCGGCGGCGGCGGGAUGGUGGCCGCGGCGUGCCCCAGGUGCUUCCUGUACGUGCUCAUCUCCCGGAGCGACCCGCGGUGCCCGCGGUGCGAGUCCCACGUCCCGGCGCCGGCCGUGAGCAAGAAGCCGCGGAUCGACCUCAACGUCGGCUACCUCGGCACCUAAUUUCUUGUUU